AUGAACGCAUUGGAGAGCUGCGAUGUACCAGCCAUGCGUGUUCCAGAUAUGGAAAGGAUUCGUGCUGCCCGUCGUAAGCGUCAACAACAACUUAAACGAUGGGUUCAAUAUGACAAAACAAUGGAAAAGAAGGAGAAGAGGACCCGUACCUCAACGUCUCCUCCUCCAGGUUCUACGCCUGGUGGACGUCAACAUCCUGGUUUUGUGCGCUCUGUUCAGUUUUCGCAGGCAGUCAUUCUUUUAGAAGCUGCUGCUCGAGAUGAUUUGAACGAGGUGCGCAAAUUGCUAAACCAAGGCGUUUGCCCCAACGUGACAAACAUGGACGGAUUGACGGCAUUGCAUCAAUGCUGUAUCGACAACAACCAGGAGAUGUGUCGCCUACUCAUUCGCUUUGGAGCGGACGUGAACGCUCGGGACACGGAGCUGUGGACGCCCCUGCAUGCGGCUGCCACUUGCUGUCACGCGGACCUUUGCAAACUCCUCAUCGAUAAUGGUGCCGACCUCCUUGCCGUAAAUGCUGAUGGGAACAUGCCCUACGAUAUCUGUGAAGACGACGCCACCCUCGAUCUCAUUGAAAGUGAAAUGGCAAGCAGAGGCAUAACCCAGGAGGAUAUUGACGAGAAACGUCGUGUUCCCGAGCGCGAAAUGCUCGCGGCAAUGGAACAUUUGGUUAAAACCUCCGGCGACUUAAACCAACUUGACAGUCAAGGCGCGGCUCCUUUGCACAUCGCGGCAGCGUGUGGCUACUUGGACGUAGUUGGCUUCCUUCUCCAGCAUGGAGCGAACAUUGAUUUGCCCGACCGAGAUGGCUGGAUGGCCAUUCAUGUGGCCGCAUGCUGGGGACAGUAUGAAGUGAUAGAAAUGUUGACCAACUUUGGUGCCAAAUUGGAUACACCAACUGUAAAUGGCGGCGAGACGGUGUUCGACAUCUGCGAGGAUGAGAAACUGCAUGAGCGUCUGGUGCUCCUCAGGGAAGAACUGAAACGCUGGCAAUCCUUCCAUUUAGUCCAAAAUCAAAUCAAUGCAUCCAAUGGCAACAGUGAUGUUAACAACAGAAACCGUGGUGGACUCAGUCGACGUCGGAGCAGCAAUCCUCGAAGGCAAGAGUUUCUUGAAUAUGACCAAUUUCCCAGGGAAUUGGCAGAAGCUUCCUCUAUCCGACGAACAAGCAUGCGAGACAAGGCGAAACUGUCGUGGAAGGAGGCGCGCCAGGAAGCGGAGACGUGCUCUCUGGUCGUGCCUACAGCUGACGGCGAUUCUGUGGAGGAGGUCGUGAAGACGCCAGUUUGGAUGACUGCAGUUGACGACUCCAACGGAGGCCCGAUCAUGCACAACAGCAAUCCCCCUGAGGCUCCUCACCCCCCUCCUGACACCCACCGGCGAUGGGGUGCUCAACCCUCCAACUCCUUACCAGCAAAUGCGCGCUUGAGGCCUUCCAAUGCUCUUCCAAUCAAAAGCACGCCUGAUCCCUCAGUGGUCGACGGUCCCCGAUUAUCCUCACACAAGUCGGAUUCUCUCGGUCGAAAGAGAGCCGCCGAGUCGCCACAGCUGCGUCCACGUCUCACUUCGCGGUUGGGCGAGUCAGUUGCACCGAUUCGCGCCCCUAACGGAGCUCAGCCAAGUUCCCAAGCGCCACCGCCACCGGCCCAUCAACAACAGACUAUAGCUUCAGCGAACGGCGUGGGCCAAACAAAUGUGCACCUGCACAACGCCUACUAUUCUCUGGGCUCCCAGCAACCGUCCACGGCCGCAAAGGGGCGGUUGCAGGGGCGUGUCCCGCCGCACAUUCUCCUCUCCACUGGCGCAAAGCCUGUGGUCAGUACAGCUCCUGGAGUCAUCGCCUCUCCUCUCCAGCCCGGUGCCAGUCUCACCCGACCACCACUGAAGCGCGACCUCCUCAUCAACGACUCGAGGAAGCUGGAGGAGAGCAGUUCUGGAAACAGCGGCAAGUGCUGUGUCCUCAUGUAA
Messenger RNA from Echinococcus granulosus, 1968 nucleotides. Its product is annotated as Protein phosphatase 1 regulatory inhibitor subunit. Gene Ontology annotation, molecular function: protein binding; enzyme inhibitor activity; phosphatase regulator activity. The coding region runs from base 1 to 1968 and encodes 655 amino acids. The transcript has 10 exons. Lineage: Eukaryota; Metazoa; Platyhelminthes; Cestoda; Cyclophyllidea; Taeniidae. The record is from RefSeq and is a predicted model, not a curated record. Gene Ontology annotation, cellular component: cytoplasm.